Nilaparvata lugens (brown planthopper) is the source of this 4156-nucleotide messenger RNA. RefSeq names its product innexin inx2. The record is from RefSeq and is a predicted model, not a curated record. Gene Ontology annotation, cellular component: gap junction; plasma membrane. Gene Ontology annotation, biological process: phototransduction. Lineage: Eukaryota; Metazoa; Arthropoda; Insecta; Hemiptera; Delphacidae. Gene Ontology annotation, molecular function: gap junction channel activity.
UGCUUCAGAACAAAGUCUCAACUGAAGCCAGUCGUCUGAGUUGCUGACUGGGUAGCGCUAUAUCGAACGUUUUCUGUGUUUGUGAUUCUAGUGUUUAGCCACCAUGUUUGACGUUUUCGGCUCCGUCAAGGGGCUGUUGAAAAUAGACUCAGUUUGUAUCGAUAAUAAUGUUUUCCGUUUACAUUACAAAGCAACAGUUGUAAUAUUAGUAGCUUUCUCGUUGUUGGUGACAUCAAGACAGUACAUUGGCGACCCGAUCGACUGCAUCGUCGAUGAAAUUCCUCCAAAUGUUAUGGAUACGUACUGUUGGAUUUACUCGACGUUCACGAUUCCGAAUCGACUCGCUGGAACAAUUGGUAAAGACAUUAUCCAGCCUGGUGUAGCUAGUCACGUUGAAGGUGAGGAUGAAGUCAAAUAUCAUAAAUACUAUCAGUGGGUAUGCUUCGUAUUGUUUUUCCAAGCCAUGUUUUAUGUUCCACGCUACCUUUGGAAAACGUGGGAAGGUGGUCGAAUCAAGAUGCUUGUAAUGGAUUUGAACUGCCCCGUUGUUACUGAAGAAUGUAAAACUGAUCGUAAGAAAUUGUUGGUGGAUUACUUUGCUCAGAACUUACGCACACAAAAUUUCUAUGCAUUCCGAUUUUUCAUUUGUGAAAUAUUGAAUUUCAUCAAUGUCAUCGCACAAAUAUACUUCAUGGACGUCUUCCUUGAGGGUGAAUUCAGUACCUACGGUGCAGAUGUCGUGAGAUUUACUGAAAUGGAACCUGAAGAACGUGAGGAUCCCAUGUCGAGAGUGUUUCCAAAAGUGACCAAGUGCACAUUCUUCAAGUAUGGUCCUUCAGGAUCUGUACAAAAGUUUGACGGCCUGUGUGUUCUUCCACUGAAUAUUGUGAACGAAAAAAUCUACGUUUUCCUGUGGUUUUGGUUCAUCAUCUUGACUGUGCUUACUGCUGUCUCACUGGUCUACCGUGCAGCUGUUGUGUUUGGCCCCAACAUUCGUCUGUACCUGCUGCGUGCUCGCUCAAGGCUGUCUCCACAGGAUCAAAUUGAAACGAUAGCAAAGAAGUGUCAAAUUGGCGAUUGGUUUGUACUGUAUCAACUUGGUAAGAAUAUUGAACCUAUCGUUUUCAAAGAAUUAAUUGCAGAUUUAGCUAAGAAACUGGAAGGUAAAGAAACAGUUUGAAAGUAGAGUCGUGCCUUCAAAUCAACUGAACAAGUCUCUUGUCUUGUUCAAUCCAAUCAUUUGGAAAUGUGUUCAUUCAAUGCCAGUUGCUGGAGUUAUUCGAUUUGGCAUAAAUAUAUAAACUUCAAUCUAUUCAUUCCUAGAUUAUGAUUAAGUUAGGAAAGCAGAUACCUAACCUCAACUACGUGCCCGCAUUCAACAUUCCCUUUUUCCAUUGAUAGCUUACUUGGGAGGUAAGCUUUUACAUUGCAAUACAUUUUAAAAUAAAGAACUGCCCUUUUAUCAAAUGCAAUUUAUGAUAUAUUGCAUUUUCUUUUGAUAUUAAAACAAGUACCGUACCAUACUCAUUAUUGUACUGUCUAUGUGAUGUAAUAAGACUGGUUUAUGUGGGAAUUGAAAUGAAAAUUUUGGUAGGAUUAGAGAUUCUACAAUCUGACAGUGCUUCCAAAUCUUUCAUAGGCUAUAAUAUAUUUUUUUUGGAAGAAAUCAUGUAUUUUUAUAAAAGCGUUGGUUUGUCAAGUAAUUUUCAAGAUGAGAAUUCAAAAUAUGCUUCUCGUGUACAUAAUGUUUAUGAAAGGUUAUUUAUAGCUAAAUGGAGAAUGAUCAAUAUUUGUGAUGAUAGUGUCAAUCAUCUUUCCUCAUAGCAUAGAUAAUAUAGGUUAGAAACAAGGUUGUUCAAUAAUUUUCAUAACUCGAUUUUCCCAAUUCCCGUAAGGAAUUCUGCUGUACAUCGAUCCUUAUGAUUAAGUGGUUUCAGAACAAUUAUUAAGGUUAUUAUCAUAAAGCUAUUAGUUUAUUAUUGAUAUGUUAGACACCCAUUUGUAUGUUGGGUUUUAUUAGCCGCUUAAUUUGUGUUACUUUUAUGGCAUUCUACAUUUUAAAGUAGCAUCUAUCUCAUAUUUCAAGAUAUUAUUUUUGAGUAGGGCACAGAAAUGCUUUGCUAAUUACCAAAAAGGGGGGCUUUUAUCACAGUUAACACCUGUGCUGGCUAAAAUUCUAGAGUUUUGGUUCUACAUUCUAAAUUACUUUUGAUUUCAAUUAGGCCCUGCUCAAUAUUAAAUUGGUACAGUAACUUGAUAGCCAUUCAGCUCAAUUUUGAAGAUAAAUGCACAACAAUUUGAACUUGAAGCAAUAUUUUGGAAAUCUAUUCAAUAUUCAACUUGUAUUUAUGGAUGCAAUACCGAUAGCAUGCCCAUCCAAGUUGAAUAAAUUGAGUGCAUGUAUUGAAUGCUUGAGGGUGCGUGAUGUUGGUGUUAGAUUGUGUGUAUUUUAAUUUAGAAUUAUGGAAAUAUUGUGAUCAUAGAUUAUUUAGUUUAAAUUGAAUUGAAUGAUUAUCUAAUAUAUAAAUAUAUUUAAUUAUUAUGUGUAAAUUAAUUUCGCCAACUAGAAACUCAUAAUAAAUUUGGCUUUCACAAUUUAUUGCUGCUAAUAGUAAUAUUAUUUCUGUAUGUGUAGGUAUCCUCCUAUGCAUGGUAAUAGUAGUGAUUUAGCGAAUCAAGAUUAUGUGUAGUCAAUCUUUCUCAUGCCAUAAUAAUCAACUAUUAUCUCGUUUUCUUUGCCAUACUUAUUAGCAAGAAGUGUUACAUAGGUGAAUCAACUUCCCAUGUUAUUUUUCUUGAUUCAGUUCAGUUCAUUGUCAUAAUAAACUUACAUAUUGAUUCUACAGUAACUUACAAUUAAACUAACUCACUUAACGUUGGAUUGAUAUUUCUUUUUCUCUUGAUAUUAAAGAAAAUAAUUAAUUUCGACUAAAAGUAGUAGUUGUUAUCUAACAGUCUUUACUUCAAUAACAUACCUAAUUUUAACAAAUAAUUUAUUUUCUAAAAUUGUUGAAUAUCCAGGCGAUUGCCAAUAGUUAAUUGUUAAAUUAUUGAAAAAGCCUUUCAUCUAGUUAGAUAGUUUUGUUUGUUUUUUCUUUGAUUCCUUGUGACAAAAGCAGUCUAUAGGUAGAGUUUGUUAAUUUAAAAAGUAAAUAUUGAUCUUGUAUAAAGGAAUAUUGUUGAUGAUCGAUUUGUACAUAGAUUUAUGGAAUUGAGUGCCUUGAAAUGUAAUUACUCAAGUAAGGAGGGGGGAGGGGGUUUGCACAAUCUGGUACUCUUUAAAUAAUUGAUUCCAAAUGAAAAUUUCUUACUCCAUGCAUUCCUCAUUGGGACCAACCCUAAUUUAAUUGAAGUACUUUUCAAUUUACUGACAGCAUUAAAUAUUUUUUUCUCCUUAGCACAUUACUUCUGAACUUGUAAUUCCGUAUUCAAUUAUUCUAUCUGCUAUCGGUAUCCAUUUUUUCAUGCUUUUAAAUGUUCAUUGUACCAAGACUUUUAGAAUUGAGGCUUUUACUUGAAUGAUAAGGCAACACAAUUAUUAUUUUACAUUUGCACUGAAUAUUCGAAGACAGCCCAAUCCUAUCAAAGCAACAAGUUUGAAUAUAGAUUUUAAACAUUCCGCUGAGAAAGCAAUGAUCUCAAAAUAUAACUCAUAAACUCAUUGGGAAUAUUGUGAACAUGAGUCGAAAUCUACUAAUUGAAGAAAAUGCAUUGAUUUUAUUGUGCUGUUCCACUUCCAUUUUUUCCAAUUGUAAUAGCAAGAAUAUUAUUUUAAUUAUGCGUCAGUGUUGAAUAGUUAUCUUUAUCAAAUUAGAUAUCAUUCCAACCCAAUAAAUUUGUCAAAAAAAUGUUGCAAUAAUUAAUUGAAUUACUGUAUCAAGUAGAGGACUUUGUGUAUGAAAUGUUCUUUGAAAUAUGUCAGUAAACGUUCUGUUCAUAUCACAUUCGAGUUGUUACACAUUCAACUGCCAAUAUGUUUUUGAAUGUACAUUCCUUUUGUAAGCCUAUUUGACAGAUGUUUGUAUACUGAAUAAUGUGGCACUAUUCCAUUUUUGAAGAUUUUUAUAUAAAUUUGUACAAACAUUUAUGAAGGAAAGUACCUUCCAAUCUUUUGUAAAAUAUACAUUAUAUACAAUAAAUUUACAUUGCUUAUCAA